AUGUCCUCGAACUACACAGGCGGAUCCGGGGAUAGACAGCUCUCCCCAGCCCCGUGGAGAUCAACCGAUCCUUGGGCUACAGGAGAAGCCAAACGUCGAGGUAGAUUUUCAAGGUCGCCGGCUUCGCGGGAAAUCCACGUUUCGGCGCCGCAUUCACUAUCGGCAGCGGUAAGAGCUCGAAAGGAUGAGUAUGUUCGGAAGAAGUCCAUGAAAAUCAAGAUUGGCACCUGGAAUGUCGCUGCUAUCAACGGCACCGAAAAGGAUUUGGGUGCCUGGUUCGUUGAUGGGUAUGGUGCCAAAGGGCUUGCUCAGAACUUGUCUGGAAUUUCUCAAGACGAUGACGAUGAUGAUGACGACUCCGAUACUGACGAGAACAUCGAGUCGGUCGAAUCGCAAGAAGCUCGAAUGGCAAAGAAAAAGACGACAGUCCCCCAUGGCGACAGUGCCGCGGAAGCAAGCGGAGAUCAGAUCGACCUGUACGUCCUAGGACUCCAAGAGGUCGUGGAUGUGACGUCCAUGACCGAGGCUGUGAGGCCUUAUACGGACCCGAACCCCGGCAAGAAAUGGAAAAAGGCGCUGAAACGUGCUCUGCCGCCGGGCUACAAGAAGAUCGCCGAGCAACAGCUGUUGGGCCUCCUCCUCUUGAUAUACGCCUCUCCAGCACUGGCUCCAAGUAUUGGCUCGGUCAGCACAACCUCGGUAGGCACAGGAUUGAUGGGAUAUUUGGGCAACAAAGGCGCCGUCGCGGCCAGAAUCAUGGUCGCCGAGACGACCCGACUUUGUUUCGUCAAUUGUCAUCUCGCGGCUGGAGCCGAUCAAACGGCUUUGAAUCGUCGCAUCUGGGACACCAACCAGAUAUUGAGUCGAACGCGGUUUGCGGCCGUCAGUCCUGAUGGCGAAGUAGUUGAGCUAGGGGAGGAGAAAAUCGGAGACGAAGACUUUUCUUUCUGGUUUGGAGAUCUCAACUAUCGACUCGACGACAUUCCGGGCGAGGACGUGCGGCGGUUGCUGUUAUUGCAUACUCGCAACGAGUACGACAUGGCCAACAAAUCCAAGCGUCGAAUCGACAGCGAGCUGGGGUACGUCGACCCACCGCCGAACGACUCAUUGCCCGCUUCAUCUCAGCGUUACGAAUAUAAUGAUGCAGAGAGACCUGCCAACGAGAGUACGGCCGAGCCACCGCUGGAUCCCGAAUCCGAUCCUGCUUCCCUGCACACGACUCUUCAAUCUCUGCUAGCGCAUGAUCAACUGCGCAAUCAGCAGAAGCUGCGAAAAGCAUUCUAUGAAGGUUGGCGAGAAGGAGAUAUCAACUUCUUACCCACGUACAAAUACGACGUCGGGAGUGUGGGAAUGUUCGACUCCGGGGACAAGAAGAGAAGUCCCAGCUGGUGUGACCGGAUCCUCUUCCGGACACGACGUGAUAAACAGAGAUACGAAGAGGGAGCCAAGCAGCUGGAGGAAGCACGCAAAAAGGACGAAUCAAUGAAGGCGCGUGGCAUCGAUCAAGCCACGGCGGAGAAUGAUGUACUGUUCGACUACGAUCCUGAGACGGACGGGACGGCCGAUGGCGACGACUAUGAAGACUACGACGAGCGGCAAGACGCGGCACACGAUGCCGAGCUGGUUCGAACCCGCGAAGACUACGAGGAUGCCAUCGAACUCCUCAGCUACCACUCCCACCAAAGGAUCUUAUCAUCGGACCACAAACCCCUCGCUGCCGUCUUCAGGCUCACAUACGACGCGGUCAUUCCGGAACUCAAGGCCAAAGUGCACCAAGAGGUUGCUCGAGAGCUGGACAAGGCGGAGAAUGAAGGGCGUCCGGCGGUCACGGUGGUAGUGGACCAUCACUCCGACCCGAUCCCCAACGCUGACGGUGCGGCAGACAUGAACAUUGUCGACUUCGGAGAGGUACGUUACCGCGUGAGGAAAUCGAGAGUCGUGACCGUAGCCAAUACCGGCCAAAUCACCGCGUCCUUCUCCUUUGUCGAACGUCCCACCGACUCGUCAGAGGAUGCCGGUGUUGCUCCACGAUGGCUGGAGGUCCAUCUGGACCCAAACACCAACGACCAGACGGACCAAGCCAAACCGGCAACGAACCCUGGGACCUCGGUCCGGCUGUCUCCCGGUGAAACCACGACGGUGGAAUUGAUGGUCAACAUCGCCGACGGUGGACUGGUGUAUGAUCUGAACGAGGGAAACGUCCAGCUGGACGACAUCCUGGUCCUCCGGAUCGACGGCGGCCGCGAUCAUUUCCUUCCAGUCCGAGGAACAUGGCUCCAGUCUUCCUUCUAUCGUACACUGGACGAACUGGUUCUGGCGCCCGAAGGCGGCGUGCGGGCACUCCCGAAAUCGCACACCAACCGAGACUCCACGGGGACGGGCAAUCUGCGCAGCACCGUGACCCACCACUCGGCGCCGAAAGAGCUGUAUUCCCUGACAGAGAUUAUCCCCAAGUACAUCGAACGGUCGAUGGCGGAAUGGGAGAUGAUUCACGGCCAGGCCACUCCGCCCUGGCAGUACGAGACCGGCGGUCUUUCCUGGCCCUUCAGUCCCGCCAGUUGGACGUUCCACGACGGCGAAGAACGGGCGGAGCUGUUGGCCGGCGUCAGGGAAGCACUAGACACGGCGAGCCCGCUCGACCGCAAUUUCGAGCCGCAUGUCCCUGGUCUGGUGCGGCUGGAAGUGCUGUCCGAGACGCUCCUCGCGUUCCUGCGCUCCCUCAGAGACGGCAUCAUCUCGGCCGACACGUGGUCCGAGGUGGAACGCCGACUGAGCGUUUCGGAAAAGGCCAAGGUGCAAGCCACGUCGGACGAGAUCCAGGAUAUGGUCAUGGACUCGAUUUCGCGGUAUCCCGUGCACAGCGUGUCGUUGACCUUCAUCACUUUUCUAUUGACCCGGGUCGUCAACGAACUGACCCCUUGCGGUGAAGCCUCGUCACUCCAUCCUCCCGACCUAGCACCCGCUUCCUCUCCUAAUCCGUCCCGCCGGUCCAGAGCCUCAACCUUGUCCAGUGAUUCCGGGUAUGCGCCGUCGCCGGCCGCGUCCGACGCCACCGGCAAAAGAAGUCUCUUUCCCGCGUUACGACGCCGGCGCACGCGGAGCAUUUCCACCUCGUCGGCAACGGCAACGGCGACGACCGGUCCGGACCUGGUUGAGGGCGAACGCCGGAAGAAACUGCUCAGCGCGUAUGUUGACGUCUUCGCACCGGUCGUCAUUCGGUCCGAGAACGAUGGGACCGUCAAAGGCAGAGAUAAGAAGACUCUGGAUGCGCGGAAACGACGAGUGUUGGAAGCCUUUCUGGAUGCUAGACAGUGA
Messenger RNA from Capronia coronata CBS 617.96, 3315 nucleotides. RefSeq lists its product as uncharacterized. The coding region runs from base 1 to 3315 and encodes 1104 amino acids. Gene Ontology annotation, biological process: phosphatidylinositol dephosphorylation. NCBI's taxonomy places the organism in Eukaryota, Fungi, Ascomycota, Eurotiomycetes, Chaetothyriales, Herpotrichiellaceae. The transcript has a single exon. Gene Ontology annotation, molecular function: phosphatidylinositol-4,5-bisphosphate 5-phosphatase activity. The record is from RefSeq and is a predicted model, not a curated record.